CUGACAGGUACAGCAUUACCAGGCACACCAACCAUCCCCAUUGGUCAGCUACAGCAGCAUUCCCUGGCCAUCCAGGGUCAACAGGGUCAGGUGGUGACCAGUCAGUCGCAGCAAGGACAACAGACGGUCUUUCGCUUCCCAGCAUCUGCAGGCGGACAGAUUGUCUCCAUCGCAGGAGGUGCAAUGGCCCAACAGGUUCCAGUGCAGACGAUUCAGUUACACCAAACCUCGGGGCAGGUGAGCGUGCACCAGUCUACCCUACACACGGCAACUAUCAGCGACAGCAACUCCGAGAUUUCUCAGGCCUCAACCAGCGGAGCAAUGACGCUGCCGGCAACAAUCGUGACAUCGUCUGUACCCACCUCCAUGGCCAGUCAUGUGAUGUACCCUAGCCCCCAUGGUACAGUCAUGUAUACCACCUCCAGUCCUGGCCUGUCUGAUGGUGGACUCACGGUUCUCAACGCCUUUUCACAGCCUUCAUCGGGGAUGCAAGUGUCUCACAGCCAGAUGCAAGAGCAGGGUGGGGUACCUCAGGUUGUGCUCACUGCUCCCACAGGAACAGUCCAAAUCCCACUGUCAGCCGUCCAGCUACACCAGAUGGCGGUGAUUGGGCAGCAGUCUGGCACUGGUAGUCUGACCGAGCUUCAGGUGAGCAGCCUGGAAACCACACACAGCAGCAAGCUGGCACAGAACGAUUGACCAUUCAUAAGCCAGGAACUGAGAGAAGCAACGUCUAUUUAAAAAUAGAAACUGACUGCCAUAUUUAUUUAUUUUUUGUCUCCCCUAUCCCUCAGCCCUGUUUUAUUCAGAAAGAACGAAUGGAGCUUUUUUCUAAAUUAAUGUGAAAUUACCGACUGCCUAAGGUUUAUCUUUUACACAAUUCUAAGCGAUUUGCACGCUGUGGACCCAUUUCAUACUCCAGCCAAAAACGAACACUCUUAUGGGAGCUCUGUAAAUACAUGAAUUCACUCUUCUGCCUUUCUGCUGGAGAUCAAAGUCACCGCCAACACUUUCUUACAGAUGUGUCUGGUUUUGUAAUUGCUCUGUUUUUAGCCCUGGCGCUUGGAAUGGGGUUGGGGGGAGGGACAGGGUAAGGUGCAUGUGGACAGACACAGGAGCUUGGAUAAGCGGAACGCUGGCUUGAACCUUAGGUGACCUCUGUUGCUUGGAUUUUGUUUUGAAAGUUGCAGGAUAUCAUGGCAUUAAUUUCCACCUCUAUUUCUCCAACAGUUCUUCUGUAAUUAUGUUUGUGCUGAAAACAAAUUGUUGCAGGUGUGUGUCAUACAUGUGUGUAUAAUGUGUAUAUAAAAUACACACGCGCACACAUAUAUAUAUGUUAUAUAUGUAUAAAUAUAUAUUAUAUAUAUACACAUAUGUGUGUGAAUUUUAUUUAUAUAUACAUAUAUAUAUAUAAAUAAAAUUCACAUAUAUGUAUGGUAUAUAUACACACACCUUAAUGUUAAGUAUUUAGAAUGUGCUUUUUAAUGAGGACGAUAUGAAUCUCGAUUCACAGUUUGCGCUGAUUUAUUUGAUCUGUGUGGCCUUUGGGGGGAGGGAACACCAUAAGUGACCUCACAGCCCUGCACUAGGGAGCAACAUUUAGGUUAAAGUUUCUGCUCCUGAUUGUUAUCCAGUGACCCCAGCCCAGACGGGAAACUGCACCUAUACAUGAUUGGCACUGGCUGGGUCAUCCACUGUUUGUCUGAGAGCAGGAUCGGGAUUGGCUGGGUCGUCCACCUUUUGCCUUAGAGCAGGAUCGGGAUUGGCUGGGUUGUCCCCAUUUUGCCUGAGAUCAGGAUCGGGAUUGGCUGGGUCAUUCCCUUUCGGCUCAGAUCUGGAUCAGGAUUGGCUGGGUUGCCCCCAUUUUGCCUGAGAUCAGGAUCAGGAUCAGGAUUGGCUGGGUCGCCCCCUUUUGCCUGAGAUCAGGAUCGGGGUUGGCUGGGUCGUCCCCAUUUUGUCUGAGAUCGGGAUUGGCUGGGUUGUCCACCUUUGGCUCAGAUCAGGAUCGAGAUUGGCUGGGUCGUCCCCCUUUGGCUCAGAUCUGGAUCAGGAUUGGCUGGGUCAUCCCCUUUCGGCUCAGAUCUGGAUCAGGAUUGGCUGGGUCGUCCCCUUUCGGCUCAGAUCUGGAUCAGGAUUGGCUAUGCCGUCCAUGACCUCAUUUCAAAAUCCAGUUGCCUGGUUACACAUACGGCUCAGAAUGGCAUUUUGGAUAAUCUUAUCUCAGUGAAUCUGUACUUGGGCAGGAGGGAAGGUGAUGGGGUUAAAGAGGAUAGGAAAAUGGGUUUAUAUUGUGGGAGCAUUCCAUAUGAUCUAGUAUUGCAGAAUAUCACAGUGCAGAAGAGGUCCUUCAGCCCAUCGAGUCUGCACCGACACCAACAAUUCCAGUCAACUAGAAUUCCUUCAUUCAUCAGUGUUGCCUUGGCUUUGAGCCCCAUGUAAACCAGACUGAAAAUCAGCCCCUCAAACAAUCCGAGAAUCAGCCCCUCAAACACUUUGGAGAAAAUUCUAUUUUAAUCAGCAAGACGCACCAUGGCCUUUCACCAGCAGAUGGAGCUAUACCCCAUCCACAGGGACCGUGUUGAACAGGGCCAGAUCUAUCCCACCCACAGGGGAAGUGAGCAGAGUUCCUGAUCCUGAUGCUGAUCUUUAUAGAGUGCCCUGACCUCUAGAGAGAGUGACGGGGGAAAGAGUGAGCAGAGCUCCUGAUCUCUAUCCAGUCUCCUGACCUCAGGAGUGAGUGAGGGGGGAGUGAGCAGAGUUGCAGGUCCUGAUCUCUAUCCAGUGCCCUUACCGGGGGAGUCAGUGACGGGGUGAGUGAGCAGAGUUACUGAUCCUGAUCUCUAUCCAGUGUCCUGACUGGGGGAGUGAGUGAGCAGAGUUGCAGGUCCUGAUCUCUAUCCAGUGUCCUGAAGGGGGAGUGAGUGAGCAGAGUUACUGAUCCUGAUCUCUACCCAGUGUCCUGACUGGGGGAGUGAGUGAGCAGAGUUACUGAUCCUGAUCUCUACCCAGUGUCCUGACUGGGGGAGUGAGUGAGCAGAGUCGCAGGUCCUGAUCUCUAUCCAGUGUCCUGACUGGGGGAGUGAGUGAGCAGAGUUGCAGGUCCUGAUCUCUAUCCAGUGUCCUGACUGGGGGAGUGAGUGAGCAGAGUUACUGAUCCUGAUCUCUACCCAGUGUCCUGACUGGGGGAGUGAGUGAGCAGAGUUACUGAUCCUGAUCUCUACCCAGUGUCCUGACUGGGGGAGUGAGUGAGCAGAGUUGCAGGUCCUGAUCUCUACCCAGUGUCCUGACUGGGGGAGUGAGUGAGCAGAGUUGCAGGUCCUGAUCUCUACCCAGUGUCCUGACUGGGGGAGUGAGUGAGCAGAGUUGCAGGUCCUGAUCUCUAUCCAGUGUCCUGACUGGGGGAGUGAGUGAGCAGAGUUGCAGGUCCUGAUCUCUACCCAGUGUCCUGACUGGGGGAGUGAGUGAGCAGAGUUGCAGGUCCUGAUCUCUACCCAGUGUCCUGACUGGGGGAGUGAGUGAGCAGAGUUGCAGGUCCUGAUCUCUAUCCAGUGUCCUGACUGGGGGAGUGAGUGAGCAGAGUUGCAGGUCCUGAUCUCUAUCCAGUGUCCUGACUGGGGGAGUGAGUGAGCAGAGUUGCAGGUCCUGAUCUCUAUCCAGUGUCCUGACUGGGGGAGUGAGUGAGCAGAGUUGCAGGUCCUGAUCUCUAUCCAGUGUCCUGACUGGGGGAGUGAGUGAGCAGAGUUGCAGGUCCUGAUCUCUACCCAGUGUCCUGACUGGGGGAGUGAGUGAGCAGAGUUGCAGGUCCUGAUCUCUAUCCAGUGUCCUGACUGGGGGAGUGAGUGAGCAGAGUUGCAGGUCCUGAUCUCUAUCCAGUGUCCUGACUGGGGGAGUGAGUGAGCAGAGUUGCAGGUCCUGAUCUCUAUCCAGUGUCCUGACUGGGGGAGUGAGUGAGCAGAGUUGCAGGUCCUGAUCUCUAUCCAGUGUCCUGACUGGGGGAGUGAGUGAGCAGAGUUGCAGGUCCUGAUCUCUAUCCAGUGUCCUGACUGGGGGAGUGAGUGAGCAGAGUUGCAGGUCCUGAUCUCUAUCCAGUGUCCUGACUGGGGGAGUGAGUGAGCAGAGUUGCAGGUCCUGAUCUCUACCCAGUGUCCUGACUGGGGGAGUGAGUGAGCAGAGUUGCAGGUCCUGAUCUCUAUCCAGUGUCCUGACUGGGGGAGUGAGUGAGCAGAGUUGCAGGUCCUGAUCUCUAUCCAGUGUCCUGACUGGGGGAGUGAGUGAGCAGAGUUGCAGGUCCUGAUCUCUAUCCAGUGCUUACUAUUGCAAAGAGAACAGGUUUGGGCAGGGCCACACGUGAUUGCUGCAAAUCCUGAACUGCUCCCAUCUCCACCACAGUGCACACAUUUCAAAUUUCACUUGGGCACUUGUGAAAUCUGUUGUGCUGUGAAUGGCCACAUAUGGGUACAGGCAGUCACACUGAUAUCGGAAGGUACUGGUACUGAGUGGGGGAGUCUGCUACCCGAUAAAUGCACUGGGUUAGACAGACUUUCUCUGAUCUUCGGCAGGGAGUCUGAUACGUGGCUUGUUGCCGGCUGUCUGAAGCACUGCAAGUGGUAACGUGUUUCCAGCCGCCCUUGGUCUGGUUGCCUAACAGUCAGUCUAGCCUUUGUCAGCACAAAGGUAGUUAAUUCAAAUCGGAGAGGGAGAGAUUUUGAAAAUUACUCAUUUGUCUUCACCUGAAUCAAGUAUCUCCCUAUGGAGGGGAGAAGGUAGAUUACUCUCCGUCCUGGGCUGCUGAUUUGGAGCCCAGUCCCCUCCCCUCCCAAUCAUCCCCAACAGUUGAAUCCCACCAUCUCCCUCCCUCCCUGGGCCUGCGGAGACCCCUCUUCACGUGGACUCUGUCCAAUCAGCCUUUUGGGGUUGCUCUCUGCUUCCCCACCCUCCGCACCCUCUCAUGUUCCCAGCUCACGGCCCUCUCAUGGAUGACCCCUGACCCCUGAGCUUUCUGAUUGCCACGGUCCCCUUGACUUCAGGCCCACCUACAAGCAGCAGCUUUUUGUAUUUGGUGCUAUGAAGGGAGGCGUUUUCAUAGGAAGCGGCCACUACUUUUUAUAAAAUGCCUUUGAAAGAGAGAGUUUAUUUUUAUAGGUGUUAAUUCAGUAUUUAUGUAUUACAGAGAAGAUGAGAAAAAAAACACUUGUAAAAUUGUAUUGAAGUUUUAUGUGUAUGAGUUUGUAUCACGCAAGGCGGGGGGGAGGGGUGUGUAUGUUUUUUAAGAUAUUUUUUUCACAAAGUACUAAAUGAUUGACAUGUUUCAGUAAAAGGAACAUGAUGUGUCAGAGUGCAGCCAGUUGUUACACCCACAGUCCAACACGCCAGGUUUUGGUCUGAUUUACAUGGUGAAAGACUUUUUACGAAAAGAGAAAUCCCUAUUGUUAUUUCUUUUUGUUGUGUUGGAUUCUGUUUUGUUUUGUUUCCAGAGCUCUGGAAAGUUUGCGUAUGUAAACACAGUACUGUGUCCGGAGACAUCUUGCUGUAUUCAAAAAGAAUAAAAUGCUUUUUCGAUAAA
This is a messenger RNA of Carcharodon carcharias (great white shark), 5563 nucleotides long. RefSeq names its product serum response factor-like. Lineage: Eukaryota; Metazoa; Chordata; Chondrichthyes; Lamniformes; Lamnidae. Bases 184 to 699 code for a protein of 171 amino acids. The record is from RefSeq and is a predicted model, not a curated record. The transcript is spliced from 5 exons.